AUGGAAAUGAAAAGCAUUGUUGCAGUUGUAUUGGUUUUGCCAUUUCUAGCACUGAAUGGCAAAGCUCAAGAGCCUGUGAUUUAUGACAUCACAAAGUACGGUGCUGCGCCGGGUGCCGAUAUCAGCGAGGCUCUCCUCGCUGCUUGGAAAGAAGCUUCGUCGUCAGAAAAUGCUAGCAAGAUCGUGAUUCCGCCGGGGACAUGGAUUCUAAGCCAAGUCAGGUUGACAGAAAACAAAGCCCCUCUGGAGCUUGAAAUCCAAGGCACUGUGCAAGCCUAUGCCGACCCCCAAAAACUGCCUAACAAACAAGGUGAAUGGAUCACCAUCAAUUACAACCUGAGCUUGAAUUUCAUCAACAACUCGAUAAUCCAUGACGUGACUACCAAGGACAGCAAGAACUUCCACGUGAACUGCAUCGCAAGUCACAACGUGACCUUCCAGAGGUUCCACGUGUCAGCUCCUGGGGAGAGCAUUAAUACUGACGGGCUCCACCUGGCGCGCUCCUCCUUGAUAAGCGUCCUUGAUUCCAUCAUCGAGACUGGGGACGACUGCAUCUCCAUUGGGGACGAGAGUUCCGAGUACCACAUCCAAAACGUCACCUGCGGACCCGGCCACGGCAUCAGCAUUGGAAGCCUCGGCAAAGGUGCUCAGGAGAAGGACGUAACCGGAAUCUACGUCAAGAACUGCACAUUCAAACAGACGCAGAAUGGCGUUAGGGUGAAGACAUGGCCAUCGGCCCCAGCCACACUUAAAGUCAGCAAUCUGCAUUUCGAGGACUUGAUCAUGGACAACGUGAGCAACCCCAUAAUAAUCGACCAAGAAUACUGCCCUUGGAAUCUGUGUGACAAAUCAAACCCAUCAAAAAUCCAAAUUAGCGACGUUAGUGUCAAGAACGUACGUGGAACAUCCAGCACAGCCGAGGUCGUCACAUUUGCCUGCAGCUCAGGCAAACCGUGCCAGAAUGUGGAGAUUGGUGAUAUUGAUCUUGGCUUCGUCGGGACCACUGGAAACAUCACCACCAUAUGCUCCAAUGUGAAACCCACUGUUACCGGCAAAACCAACCCGCCACUCUGUGAUUCCCCAGCAGCGGCACAAGCAGCUUAA
This is a messenger RNA of Striga hermonthica, 1104 nucleotides long. NCBI's taxonomy places the organism in Eukaryota, Viridiplantae, Streptophyta, Magnoliopsida, Lamiales, Orobanchaceae. The record is from the annotation of a GenBank genome assembly.